Coprinopsis cinerea okayama7#130 is the source of this 1401-nucleotide messenger RNA. Its product is annotated as acetylornithine aminotransferase. Bases 1 to 1401 code for a protein of 466 amino acids. Gene Ontology annotation, cellular component: mitochondrial matrix. Gene Ontology annotation, biological process: arginine metabolic process. Lineage: Eukaryota; Fungi; Basidiomycota; Agaricomycetes; Agaricales; Psathyrellaceae. Gene Ontology annotation, molecular function: pyridoxal phosphate binding; identical protein binding; transaminase activity. The record is from RefSeq and is a predicted model, not a curated record. The transcript is spliced from 5 exons.
AUGCUGCGAACAACAGUUACUCGUUACACUCGCGGUUACGCUGCUUCCACUGCCAGGCGGUUCUACGCGACAGCUCGAACAGAGCCCUGCAAAACCUACCUUGAACCAACCCACGUUGCGUCCAAGCCUUCCGCCAAGACCCAGGCUUUCCUAGACCGGGGAAGCACCUACCUACUCCCUGUCUACGCUCGACCUGAUUUCAUUGUGGAAAAAGGGAAAGGCUCGUGGGUUUGGGAUGUAGAUGGCAAGAAAUACUUGGACUUUACGGCCGGUAUCGCUGUCAACUCGUUGGGGCACGCGGAUGAGGGCGUCACGAAGGUUCUGGCAGAACAGGCUGGGAAGCUUCUCCAUGCUAGCAACGUCUACCACAAUGAAUGGGCCGGAAAGCUCGCGGAAUUACUUGUCACCCUUACCCAAAAAGAAGGCGGUCUCGGGUUUUCCCCCAGUUCCAGCUCAGAUAACGUCAAUGGGGACCAGGUCCCCAAGGUUUUCUUUGCCAACUCGGGGACCGAGGCAAAUGAGGGUGCCUUGAAGGUCGCCCGUAAAUUCGGCAAAGAGGGUGGUGUCGAUGGCAAGAGUCAAAUCGUCUGCUUCGAGAACGGCUUCCAUGGUCGAAGCAUGGGCGCCCUUAGCGUUACGCCCAACCCCAAAUACCAAGCUCCAUUUGCGCCUUUGAUCCCGGGAGUUGCUGUGGGGAAGGUCAACCAAUUUGAGGGUUUGGACAGUUUGGUCAACCAGGAUACUUGUGCCGUCAUUGUCGAACCGGUGCAGGGUGAAGGAGGCAUCAAUGCUGCGAGCCUGGAGUGGCUGCGAGCACUUCGGAAACGGUGCAACGAAGUCGGAGCGGUAUUGAUCUUCGACGAGAUCCAGUGUGGGCUGUAUAGGUCUGGCACGCUCUGGGCACACUCCGAGUACCCAGUCGACUGCCAUCCUGACAUUGUUACGAUGGCCAAACCAUUGGCGAAUGGGUACCCCAUCGGCGCGGUGUUGAUCAGGCCAGAGAUCGCAAAGACGAUGGGUGCGGGAACCCAUGGAACCACGUUUGGCGGUUCACCCCUCGCCUGCGCAGUUGGUUACCACGUCCUGAGCCGGUUAAGCGAGCCCGCGAUGAAGAGUCAUGUUUUGGAAACCAGUGCCUAUCUGCGUGGCCGUCUGGAGCAGCUCCCGAAGUGGUUCCCUGAGCUUCUCCAAGAGAACGUCCGUGGGCGCGGGCUUAUUUUGGGGAUCGGAUUCAAGGACACAGAGGUACCCGGCAAGGUUGUGCAGCUGGCACGAGAGCGAGGAGUGUUUAUGCUUACUGCAGGCAAAGACGCGAUCCGCUUUGUGCCGAGCCUGAAUGUGAGCAAGGAUGAAGUAGACUUUGCUGUUGAUGUUCUUGAGAGUAGUCUAAGUAGGGUAUGA